AUGUACUUAGAUAUUUUCCUCAGUCUUAAUAUUACUUGUCUUCUCGCAGUUAUAUCCUUCUUCCCCUUAUUACUCUGCCCCUAUCAAAAUAUCCUCCUUCGCCCCUCAGCAUUAUCCUCCGCCUUUCCCGCCCCUACCAACAUUCCCCUGCUCCUAUCCACCCUCCGCAUCACUCCCCCCCUUCUCCACUCCGCUCCUAGUCGGCUCACCGCUAACAGCUCUUACUCCCCAACCCUCAAAGCGGACCGAAGCGGACCACUUGUCAACGGCCCCAGAGUGCCAGGAGGUUCAGUCAGCUCUGUCAGGUCGGGAGGCCCCGGCGGCUCAGGCGGCCCCCUGUCAGACGAUGAAGGAGGAGAACCAGACAACGAACCCUCAGGGGGUCCCGCUGACAGAUUCCCGGUCAAUGAUCCCCGCAACCUUAUUUUUCUCCACCUUUCACAGGCAAUAGACAACCUCACCCACAGCUCUCAGCGCUGCUUCACCCCCGAGGAAUCAAAAUCCAGGGUCCGCGAGCCCAACACAUUUGACGGCUCCGAUCCUCGCAAGCUCCGCACCUUAGAGCCCCCCGCAUCAAAGAUGAAAUCAAUAAUUGACGCGCACUAUUGGGAACGGAAGGGGGAAGUCUCCCGUGAAACCAAGACCCCCGCACCACCCCCUACGAAAGAAUCUGCGCCCUCCUCCAACCGACCUCCCAAACCCUCCUACUCCGCCCCGUCCGCAUCUAAACUGGCUGCCCCCUCUAGCUCGACCCCGCCCGACCUAACCGCCAAAUUUGGGAAGGACGGAAGAUUAACAGCGGAGGAACGCCAGAGGCGAUUGGACGGUAAGUUCUGCCUAUUCUGUGGCGGGCCAGGUCAUACCACCAGGGACUGUAACAAGUCCUCCUCUCGUGCAGCAAAGGCCCGCGCUGCAACUAUUUCCCCCGAACCUAAGCAGGAGGUUCCUACCGAGUCCGACAAGUAG
Molecule: messenger RNA, 966 nt
Organism: Suillus paluster
Lineage: Eukaryota; Fungi; Basidiomycota; Agaricomycetes; Boletales; Suillaceae
Exons: 3
Coding region: 1-966 (321 amino acids)
Molecular function (GO): zinc ion binding; nucleic acid binding
Source: RefSeq, a predicted model, not a curated record